Messenger RNA from Stegostoma tigrinum, 540 nucleotides. It is a transcript of the gene lamtor5, whose product is annotated as late endosomal/lysosomal adaptor, MAPK and MTOR activator 5. Gene Ontology annotation, biological process: cellular response to amino acid stimulus; positive regulation of TORC1 signaling. The coding region runs from base 64 to 339 and encodes 91 amino acids. Gene Ontology annotation, cellular component: cytoplasm; lysosome; Ragulator complex. The record is from RefSeq and is a predicted model, not a curated record. Gene Ontology annotation, molecular function: guanyl-nucleotide exchange factor activity. The transcript is spliced from 4 exons. NCBI's taxonomy places the organism in Eukaryota, Metazoa, Chordata, Chondrichthyes, Orectolobiformes, Stegostomatidae.
GGUGUACCGCCCACUGGUGACGCUAUUUCCGGGUAACCCUUGGGUAGUUCCCGGAUGUGAAGAAUGGAGUCGGCUUUAGAUUCCCAACUUCGAGAGACGAUGAAGAACCCUGCUAUUAUUGGGGUGCUCUGUGCUGAUGAGCAAGGCCUGAACCUUGGUUGUCGUGGGUCUCUGGUUGAUGAACAUGCUGGAGUGGUGUCGGUCCUUGCACAGCAAGCAGCAAAAUUGACGACUGAUCCAACAGAUGUUCCAGUGAUUUGCCUGGAGUCAGACAGUGGGAAUAUCAUGAUUCAGAAGCAUGGAUGCAUUACCAUUGCUGUACAUAAGAUGACAGUCUAACAGACAUUUGGGAGUUGGAAUGUGACUAUACAAGACAUAUCAAGUUAUCAACAUCAGAGGCUGUGUGCAAGACCUUCUGAGCUUUCUGACUAUGAUGAGUUUUUGGGUUAGUGACAACUUGGGCUGGUGAGAAAGUAAAAAUAUUUUACUUGUCCUCAUGGGGAAUUGAUUUGAAAUUAAACACAAACUAAUGUAGCAAAA